AUGAGUUCAUCUCUCGUUCAUUCUAGGACUCAAAGGGUCCUUGUUGAACUUGAAAAGAGUUAUGCUACGUUACAGGAUGUCAACGAGGAACUUCGGAUAGUUCAGGCCGACAUCUACCUUGCGUCUUUCAAAUGGAAUGUGCUUUCGUGCGGCUUGGAAAGCUCUGAUCGUCCAGAAUAUUGGGCCAACACGUCCGGACGCAGUAUUUGGAGUUUCGUGAGGGAUGAACAGAAGCUGAAAGAAUGGAUAUCUAGGGUUCACCGCGGCGACCUUGUCAGCGGCGACCUCCUCCAGUUAAGGGAGAGCGAACGAAAAGAGCUCCAGGGUCUAGGCGAUAUUAAAAGGGACCUUGAAGGCAUCCAGCACCAGCUCAGGCAGAUUAUCAACAUCUUAUCUCGACCAGGCCUACGAUCAUACAAUAUAUUAGAUAUGCCAGAAGAAAUUCUUUGUAAUAUAUUUGAGUUUGUCGAAGAUUUCCCGUGGGAGUUUCACGAGCUCUGGCAUUUUGCUUCCAAAGACAUAAAGAAUUGUCGACUCACCUGCCAGGCGUUCAAUCGCAUCAGUUCUCGGUUCUUCCUACAUUCCGUGCCCGUGGGCUUGACUGCUUCGUCUCUUUCGAGGUUCAAUGAGAUAUCCAGCCACCCAACCAUCAGCAAGGGAGUACACUGCGUUCGAGCUAUCCUCCGCUUUUAUGAUACUUCCCUUGGCGACAGUUUACGAGCUUUCAUCCUUCACAAUGCUAACAUGCUUCGCGAUCGAGUGCAAUCUAUUGAGGAGAUGAAAUCAUGGAGGUAUCAAAAAGAUGUUUCUGAAGAAACUGGCGUCAGAAUAGUGGAAUCACUGAAAGAGGCUUUGGCAUGCUGGCAUCGGGUUGCUUCGGAUACACAAGCACAAUCCCUUGACGACCAGGACCACCCCCACCUCGAGCUGCUGAAAGCAACUCAUGAAAGAUAUCAGAGCCUGUGUGCUUACCAAGACGAAAUGUGGCAAAGUGGGAGGUUUUUGCAAGCAGUAGCUACGGGAGUAUCUAGGAUGCCCGGUGCGAAGGCAAUUUUCUUUCACGAUUGGGACCUUGCAACUCCAAUGCGGAGUUCGUUCUAUCAUUCGCAAGACAUUAAUGAACCACUCUCCGAGUUUAUGCUCCAGCCAAUGAAUUAUCUUACUGCCAGCGACUAUCGUUUCAGGCUGAGGCUCUGCGACAUGAUAGCCAAGCUUCUGGUAGCAGUGCAUCAUGCGGGGGCAUGGCUCGAAAGAAUUGACAUCAGGUUGUCGUACGUGGAAUUUCCUUCAGAUUUGAUGCCAAGCCCCGAGCUGCGGCAGCAGCUUCCACUCGCCAUGCAGCGACUGCGCGAGUUCAAUUUCAAGUGCGAAGGUGGGUUCAAUGGAGAAUUAACUCAAGAUAUCCUAUACAACAUAGUAGGAUCCUGUCUAGAUACAGGAAGUCUUCGAAAGAUUUCCAUCGAUAUGUCAUCGAGAGAGCCGGACAAGCUAUGUGUCGGUAGGGUCAUCACAUCACGGCACUGGCAACAUCUAUCUAAAUUGUUUUUAUAUGAUGUCUCUUUCCAUUUUUCGGAGCUUCAACUCUUCGUCAGCAGGGCCCCCAGGUCCUUUUCCUGUGCCGUGAUGCGAUGUGUCUAUCUGCUGAGCGGAACGUGGGCCGAGGUUCUGGAUACCUUGCGUGAGAAGCCUUCAAUUGACGAUAUGGUGCUGACUGAUCCGCUGGGCGCCGAGUGCGAAGACAUGUCGGACGAAGAGAUGAAGAGAAUAUUUGGCAGAGCUAAGCCUUUGGCUCCCAGCCAAGCAGAGCUUUACAUUUUACGGCAAACCUCUCAAAAUCCUUUGAGAGACCAGCAGAGUUUAGACCAAGACGCUGUCGACGUGGAAUCGGAGGAUGAAAUGGAGGCUGAACAGUAA
Messenger RNA from Clonostachys byssicola, 1914 nucleotides. Lineage: Eukaryota; Fungi; Ascomycota; Sordariomycetes; Hypocreales; Bionectriaceae. The record is from the annotation of a GenBank genome assembly.